Molecule: messenger RNA, 2032 nt
Organism: Pocillopora verrucosa
Lineage: Eukaryota; Metazoa; Cnidaria; Anthozoa; Scleractinia; Pocilloporidae
Biological process (GO): lipoprotein metabolic process; lipid transport
Cellular component (GO): extracellular region; membrane
Molecular function (GO): lipid binding
Source: RefSeq, a predicted model, not a curated record
UGGGCACGAGAGAGCAAAUAUUCUAGUGAGAGAGCGAAAAUACGGACGAGAGCUGCCUCUGCUCGGUUUCCAAAGCGUGAGUUUUCGUUCGAACAUACAGUUUCUUCUCGGUCCAUACAACAGUUAAAAAAAACCGCCAAUAUCCAGCCGUUUUGACCUCGCGUUUGAUAAAUAACGCAAAUUUCUAGGAAAAUCCUUUAUAAAUAAACGUAACCUGACUGGUGUUGUGCAUGUAUGAGAGAGAUCAAGUGACCUUCUACAUUCCACGCAUCUUCCAUUUCAAGGUAAUCCCAAGUCGCACUCAAAGAUACUGAUUCCUUGAUAUCAUGUAACGGAACUUGUUUGUCGUCUACUUACCAAAGUUUGUGUAGCUUCGAAGUAAAGGUAGGGAUUACUCCUUCCUUCCUUCCAACUAAUCUGAGGAAAAUAACUAGAGAACUUUUAACUUACCGAGAUGCAGUCACGUAACGGAGAUGACGUCAGAUAUUUCUUCAUAGUGAGCCAAUACAGCCGCGGUAGAAUGGUUAUUGAUAUUCGUAAAGGCAUCCAAGGCGGAGUUCUUGAGAUCGUGAAACCAGAACGUGGACGGGAAAGUCAGCUGUGGAGAUGGGAUGAGAAUUGUCGGCUGGUCAGCAAACUGGGCCUUGUGGCAGAUAUCAAAGGUCGGCUGGUCAACAAACUGGGUCUUGUGGCAGAUAUCAAAGAUCAGGUGGUCAGCAAACUGGGCAUUGAGGCAGAAGAAGUCUGUCAUGCCUGGAAAGCUCACAAUGGCCUCAGCCAAAAGUGGCGAGUCGAAAAAGCAGCCAUUGUGAGUAAUUCGAGUCAUCUCGUUAUCGAUGGUUCGCCUCCCACUGCUCAGGUUUUCAUGAGAAAAUUCAAGGAAGACAGUGAACACCAAAAAUGGCAUUUUGUUCCAGAAGAGGCAUGGGACGACUUCCAACUAUCACUGACAGAUCCAAAUCCUCUUAAAAAGGCGCUCUUCUGGAAAAAUGUGGCUGGCAAUUAUCUUGACGUCAUCAUAGGAUACAGUUUUAACGAGUACCAGACCAAAGUCUAUAAAGUAUUUGAAGACAUAGAUGAAUGUAUCAGCCGCCUCGAGGAGGUAGUGAAGGGUACUGGUAUCGCACAGACAGUCGGUGGAAGUGUGGCUGUCGCUGGAGGCGGGGCAGCGAUAGCUGGUUUGUUGUUAGCUCCGGUUACAGCUGGCGUUAGUUUGGCUCUCACUGUAGGUGGAACUAUCGGUUCACUCACAGGGAAAGUCACAUCAUUAACAGCAAAACUGGUAGACUGCCAUCUGGAUAGGGAGAGGAGAAAGAACGUCCAUGAAGGCAUAGGGUCUCUUCACUGUGCCACCUGUAGCUUCCACUCGCUGCUGAGUGAGUAUGGUAAAUGCCUUCAACAAGCGAAUGAAUAUUUAGACAAACAGGAACAUGAACAAAUAUCGUUUCACGAAAAAUCUAUGGCAGCAGAGAAAUGUGCAUUACUUGAUAAGGGCUACGACACCGUCGAAUUUAUUAAAAGUAUUUACACCAACCCCAAGGAAAUAAAAAGGCUGGCCACGUUUAUGGAGAUCGAUUCUUUUGUGUGCGAUGGAGCAGAUGUCGGAAUUUCCACAAUUGCCGCAGCACCUGAUUUUACCAUCCCAAUCGUGGGAGACACUCUCCUGACCGCUGGAACAACUGGUGCAGAGGUUCUUUCCGAAUCGUUCUUUGGUUAUGGUUUAUGGACUAGCAUGAAGGACAUUUAUUAUGGUGGAAAGCAGAUCGCGAAUUACGGUGAAUUUCGACAAUUUUCUAAAAUUUUGAGAGAAAAGGCUCAUAGACUAAUACGCCUAUACAAAGAACUCAAGGUAGAGAGCAUGGAGUAAUGUUACUGAAAAUAAGCUUUGAGUGAUGUUGAAUUUUUUUUCAACAGUGUGUCUAGAUCUCAGUGGUGCCUUGCAGAAUUUGAAAUGCAACACUAGCCAUGUUGUCAGAUAACGUUCAUGUAUCACCAUAAUAUGACGUAACUUUUACACCGUAUUAUUACAUAC